AUGGAAACAAUAUCAGUGCAACGUUCACCGGGUAAACAGGUUUCGGGUUUGAGACCAUUCAAGAACCCUAAAAGAAGGGGUUCUCGUGGUUCGCUUUCGAGAUCCGGAGGAAGUCUGGCUCUUCCGAUCAAUCCGGCGUCUUCUUGGGGAUCUUCGCCGGCGUAUCCUCCGCCGCCGACUAAUUACUCGCAGCCUCCUCUUCUCCCUCUUCCACGUGUCAACAGCUCUACUCUCCCUCUGCAACGCGUCAACAGUUUUAGGCAACGUGUCAACAGCACGACUCUUCCUUGUGCUCAAACAAGAGCAUCGUCUGAAACACAGCAGAAGAAAGUAGAGUUUGCUGACUCGGUAGCUAGUUUGACUCGAACCGGUUCGGUUCCGGUCCGGUCUAACUACCCGGGUGAUUUUCCUACAGGAUUUGAUGGUUACCCCGGUCCAGCGAUCUUGUUAUUAUCUCCUCCGCCGAGUAGUUUGCCCAUGCCUAGGUUCUCGAUCAAACCGAAGCUUCGCUGCAACGCAGAAGCUGGCGGGAAAGUCAAUGGCGUCGCCUCUGAUAACAACCGGCGAGUUUUACAGCUCCGGUGA
Molecule: messenger RNA, 585 nt
Organism: Thlaspi arvense
Lineage: Eukaryota; Viridiplantae; Streptophyta; Magnoliopsida; Brassicales; Brassicaceae
Source: the annotation of a GenBank genome assembly